This is a messenger RNA of Medicago truncatula (barrel medic), 1005 nucleotides long. RefSeq names its product mediator-associated protein 2. The coding region runs from base 165 to 815 and encodes 216 amino acids. The transcript has 5 exons. Lineage: Eukaryota; Viridiplantae; Streptophyta; Magnoliopsida; Fabales; Fabaceae. The record is from RefSeq and is a predicted model, not a curated record.
GGUUCACUAUGCAAUAAACCCUUUCUGCGUUUUAAACCCAUAGCUCAGCGUUUCAGUCCAUAUCACUCGCUCCCUCUAACCCUCUCACUCACCGCCGCAUCAGCCGCCACCACCGCGUCGUUCUUCUUCUCCACCACCUUGCCGCCAUCUCCAAACCGCAGGCAAUGUCAUCAUCGAGCGAUGAGGAUGAUUCAAAGAGAUACAAACCUAAUAAGGAAUUUAUAGAAUACGCAACGGAACCACUCGUUGGUCUUAAUUUGACCGAUUCCACUGAGCUUUGGCUUAUUAAAGUUCCCAAUUCACAUGACAAGAAUUUGUUAGACGACAUUAACGGGAAGGAAUUGUCUUUCAAACUUAACAAGGAGGGCACCUUGGCCAGCUUUGAGGGCGUGUCUGGGGAAACAUAUGAUUUUCUCAGCUUUGCUUCCACGGAGCCAGACGAAACAGUUUUUGUUUCCUCUGCUACUGAAUCAGAAAUUGCUGGAAAGAUUUCACGCCGGGUUUCUGUUGUCCAUUACCCUGAUCCUAGAGCACUCGAAAAAAUUAGUUCAACUGAUCCAAACCAAACAUUGCAAAAUUCUAUAGCCGCGGCUUCCCAAAGUGCUCAAAGACGUUCACAUGCAUCAGCAACAAAAAGUAGCAGAGCGAAGAGCUCAAUAUCUGGACUUUCUGAACGAACAACCACUCCAAAAAGACAUGGUGUGAACAGAAGACCUCAACCUGAAUCCUCCCGUGGUCACAGCUCUGGCGUUUCUGCAGUAUCUUCUGAUCAUUCUGAUGGUGGAAAAUCAAAGAGAAGAAAACACACGGAGUAAUGUUUCCUCUUGAUGUAUACUUUCUCCCUGGCCUUUUUUAAUUUAUGGAAUUAAUAGGAUUUGAGCUAUGUUAUUUUCUUUAUUUCUCUACUUUUUCAUUUUUCAAUUGUUUGUAUUGCAAAACUGGUGUAACUCAGGGUCAUAGAUUUGGACUUUCCUAUAUUCACCGUUGUUCACUUGUUCCAUUUUA